AUGCUGCCCACCGCCCUGGGCUGGGGCGUCGCGGGCUCCUCGGCGCUGCUCGACCUACCGGCGCCGCCUGGCUCCGGCAACCUGGGCAAAAGUUUCCUGAUCGAGAACUUGCUGCGGGCGGCCCCGCCGAGCCCCGCCCGGCCCCUCCCCGGCCCGCUCACGCUGUGCCCGGCGGCGGAACCAGCCAGCCCCGCGGGGGGGCCCGGCCCUGCCCGAUGGGCUUGUCCCCGGCUUCACCCCUCCGCCGCGGCCAGCAGCGGGCUGCCAGCGCGGGCUCCGGACAGAGCCACCGGCAUCUUCCCUCCUGCAGCCACAGUUCUUUCCAAACAUUUUUUUCUCCGAGCCCCACCAUUCUACUCAGCAUGCUGCGGUGGGUCCUGUCAGCACCCUGUAUCCCCCACUGCUUUUCCAAGAGAGGAAAGUGUUCUGCCUCUGUUGACCCAGGACUCCAACUCCAAAGCCCGGAGAGGUAUUUUAAGAAGAGCUGUCUUUUCUGAAGACCAGAGAAGAGCUUUGGAGAAGAUGUUUCAGAAACAGAAAUAUAUCAGCAAAACAGACAGAAAGAAACUCGCCAUUAACCUGGGUCUGAAAGAGUCACAGGUGAAAAUUUGGUUUCAGAACCGAAGGAUGAAAUGGCGAAACUCCAAAGAAAAAGAAGUGCUUUCAAACAGGUGCCUCCAAGAAGAGGGUCUUCAAGAGAACUACCUCUCAAGAUCCACUCUGAAUUUUACUUCCCCGUGUCCUAAAUGGGAAGUGUCUCAACAGCAGGCAAGUCCAAGAUGGAGAGAGAAUUCUGCAGAACCUUCAGAAAGACUGAAUAAUAGAAAUAGCGCGCAGCCACCUCAAGAAGCAGAUUCAUUUCAGGGCACAUUGUAUUUGUACCCUGAACAAGACACUGGAGACAAGGCAGUUACAUUAUCAGUAUAA
Molecule: messenger RNA, 927 nt
Organism: Emys orbicularis (European pond turtle)
Lineage: Eukaryota; Metazoa; Chordata; Testudines; Emydidae
Gene: DBX2
Product: developing brain homeobox 2
Exons: 4
Coding region: 1-927 (308 amino acids)
Biological process (GO): regulation of transcription by RNA polymerase II
Molecular function (GO): DNA-binding transcription factor activity, RNA polymerase II-specific; DNA binding
Source: RefSeq, a predicted model, not a curated record